Molecule: messenger RNA, 3323 nt
Organism: Pleuronectes platessa (European plaice)
Lineage: Eukaryota; Metazoa; Chordata; Actinopteri; Pleuronectiformes; Pleuronectidae
Gene: c4h5orf34
Product: chromosome 4 C5orf34 homolog
Exons: 11
Coding region: 64-1542 (492 amino acids)
Source: RefSeq, a predicted model, not a curated record
UUGAUUGACGCGUCAUCACGGUGUUUUGACUUUUAGCGCGUUUCUUGUCCAGGUAGUUUGAAGAUGGAGACCGACCCCAGUGUCAGCUCGAUGGUCAUGUUGGAGGACGAGUCGGUGGACGUCCGCUACGUGAACGGAUCCCAGUUACAAGUGUCCCCGUGCGGCGGUGAGUUCCUGCUGGUGAAAGCCUCCCACCCCUCCCUGCAUCCUCUGCAGCCCAGAGAGAGGGUCCGCCAGAGGACGAGGUUCACCAUCAGCUCAUACAAGGAGUUGAUGACAGCUGCUCUGGCGUUUAGGAAUAAAUUUGCAAGUCGACCAUACCUGCCACAGGAACUCGUCCCUGCUGAACACAAGACGUCUUGCAGUAUUGACUCAGAUGUGAUGUGGCCUGAGUUCUCCUCCUGUGAAGCUGAGCUCGGACCUGGAGGUGAAACCAUCAUCCGGUCUGAGGAGGGACGAGCUACGCUGAUGCUGUCACCCUCAGGAGAAGAAUUCUCCAUCGAGUUCCAGUGCAGACUCAGCCAGGUUCAGAAUCAUCAGCACAGUGCGGAGAGUUGCAGCAGGGAUGCGGAAUGCAGGGCGAGCAGGCAGCAGCAUCCGGGGGCGAUGUACCAAUCCACCACAGUGGUCCAGCAUCACUCGUGUUUUGCUUAUGCCCCCAUGUGGCGCUACCCUCUCUCUUUAGCUCUCCACCACUGGACGACGCGUGUUUCCCAACCUAAAGAAGUCGCAGCGGUUGGAUCCGAUUAUUCUGCCCAAGCAGACAGGAAAAUAAACAUGUCUGACAUAUCUAGUGAAGAGAGAAGGUCUUGUCUACCUCAGGCACUGGCUCUCACAUGUCUGUCCCCUCACAGACACAGGUGGAAGAGUAAAGAUGAGGACCUUCCAGCAGAGCUGAUGAAAGUGAUGUGGUGUCAAGGAGUCACCUACAGGAUACUGAGUGGAGCUGUCUCAGUCAUAGAGGUUUCUCCAGGAGAUGGAUCAGUGAUCCGAUCUAAUGGUGUCCUCAACACUUACUUUACCCAUCACCGCCCUGAGCUCCAGUCAGGGCGGGUGAAAGAGAUAUCAUACCAUCUGAAUAACCUUCCACCAGUUGUAGUUGGACAGGCCUACUCCAUAUGCUCUAUUGUGAAUCGUGCAAGCAGGAUCCUCACCUGCUAUGACCAGGCCAAACAAUCGCUGACGCUCCCUGCAACACUCAGCUGCUUGCAAGGGACCAUAGAGAGCAGAUAUUUUUCUAAACCUGCAGUGCUUGAAGGAAAUCUUGCACCUGUGGAGCAUCAAAUGAUUGUUACAGAGAGACAAGAAAACAUGUCAGAUAUUGUAGCUGCAGAAGUGGAGAAGAUACAACGGUUCAACUUUCUUCUGGAGAAUAGCCAGCUGCAAAGAGGUGAGAAAGCAUGUUUGGAGCAGAAAUGUCCUUCUGCAGAGGAGGAGACUCAUGAACCACUGAGUGAGAGCUCCAUUGCUGAAGCUCUUCAGAGGACAUCCAAGGCCAUACAGGAGAUUGAUGCUCUCGUGUCUGCAACAACACUGACUUGACGGAGUGACGGAAAGGUAGCAGGAACCCCUGCGUUUGAUCUUCCCUGGGAAGAUGUAAAGCAGUUUAACUGUUAUGUACAAACACUUGCAUAAAAUCACUAAUAACAUAAAAAAAAGACAUAUGCAUCUAUGUUUCAUGGUUUGGAUCAUUUUGACCAAUAAAAUGUUGUGAAAAGGACACCAGCAAAUCACAUUGUCAACAUACAGAGACAAACAACCAUUCAUCAUCAUAUUCAAUGUAGAGUCUCCAAUUAAUCUAACCCCAAUCUGCAUUGCUAUGGAUUGUAGGGGGGAGCUGGAGUAACUGGGAAAAAAAACACAUAGACACAAGUGACAGAGAGACAGCUGCUUGAUAAUAUAUAUUGCAAUUGAUGCAUCUAUUGAUUAUUGAUUACCAAUGGUCAAUUACUAGCCAUUUCAUGUUGAAGACUCAUUUAUACAAGUCAAUGGCCUGUAAACCAACAUCCUCAUAAUCUCUUACCAUUGUUGCUUUUUUUUAUAUAAUGAGGUUUUCUAUUCCAGAUGUGAUAGAAGUUUAAUGUGUUAAUGGUCUUUAUAGCUUUUUUAGACACAGGUAUACACAUUAAAAAAAAUGUAUAAUAUCCAUCUCUCUAAUCUUGAUUUACAUUUAUAAUUUUGCACAAAAUGUUCAGAGUUUCCCUCAACUCAGCAUCUUUUGAAAUAAGAAAUUCAAAAUACUUGACUGAGGUAUAAUGUGGGUACCAUAUGCUGCCACAAGAUGGCAGUAAUGAAUAGCUCAUUAAAGAAAUAGCAUUUUCUCAAGUUCAGAGGAAAACAAGAUGCUUUUAAAAAAUGAAUGUGUUAUUACAUUAGCUUUAAGUCAACAUUUUUAAAGGCAAAGCAUUUUCAUCCAUUUGGUUUGUCAUGACACUCAAUGGCUCACUGUCCUGCGUCUACUCACAAGAGUGAUGGUGGAAUUUGGCAACCUUGUGUUAAACCCCUGUUCAUUUAAAACCUAAGGGAACACUUAGAGAGUGAGCUGUUAGUGUCAUGAUAAAAGCAUCUGAUGACAUAUCUUAAAUCAUCUGCAGAACCGGUUCAGAUGACAUGGGGCUUCGUGGGCGAGAUCCGUUAUCUUUGUGUCAGUUACUGUUCCUGAGGAAUGUCGACGUCAUGGGUGACGUCAGAGCUCUGGCAUUGAAAAUGAUUAUCUAUACACACUAUCUGCUCUUCUUUAUAAACAUAAAUUAGAAUUUACACAUUUGGAUCCAUCUAUAUAUCUAUCUAUCUAUCUAUCUUGAUAAGUGCCUACAAGUGUCCCAAGUUUUGCAGAUCCCUAACCACAAGAGUGGGACAUUUCUAGGCAUUUUGCCUCAAUGAUAAGUGCUUAGAAGUGUCUGGCUCAUUCUGAUUGGUCGGGACAUUUGUAGGCACUUUUGUAGGCACUUUACAUUAAACAGGGUUUAUACGUUCAUGAAAAACCUGGAAAAGUCAUGGAAUUGUUUAAUGUUUAUUUCCCGGCCUGGAAAAUUGCAUGAAAAAAAUGUAAUCCCAAAAGUUUUGGAGAAGUCGUGGAAAUUUGUUAUAUUCAUAAAUUCAUGUUGUUCAUUUACCCUGAGUUUUAAAUCAUUCGGAUGCUUUUAAAAGAAAUACGCUCAAUAUAUAAGCAGGCAUACGCUCUCAAACCAAUUGAAAAGUUCGUUAGGGAAGCAGGCGGGAUAAUGCGCUAUAAAAUCAUGGAAAUCCAUUGGUCAAAAUGUGUAUGAACCCUCUAUCUAUCUAUCUAUCUAUCUAUCUAUCUAUCUAUCUAUCUAUCUAUC